Molecule: messenger RNA, 2623 nt
Organism: Telopea speciosissima
Lineage: Eukaryota; Viridiplantae; Streptophyta; Magnoliopsida; Proteales; Proteaceae
Product: auxin response factor 11-like
Exons: 14
Coding region: 138-2291 (717 amino acids)
Biological process (GO): regulation of DNA-templated transcription; response to hormone
Cellular component (GO): nucleus
Molecular function (GO): DNA binding; protein binding
Source: RefSeq, a predicted model, not a curated record
AUUCAAAGUUUUCUUCUUUUGGAUUCUUCUUCUCUUCAGUUUAAAAUGGGGUAGAGGAGUUUACGUAAGUCAGCGGUUGAGCUUUCAUUGAUUUGAGUUGUGGUUUUAAGAGUUUCGGGAACUGGAAGUUCUUUUCCAUGGCGUAUGCAGAGAAUUUCAGAGGUUCGUCGGUUUCCCAGCCUAAUUUCUCUAGUGAACGAAAGGAUACAGGUUAUGUAGGUGAUGAACUCUAUGCAGAACUAUGGAGAGCUUGUGCAGGUCCUCUCGUCGAUGUUCCUCGUUUGGGCCAGAGGGUUUUCUACUUCCCGCAAGGUCACAUGGAACAACUAGAAGCAUCAACAAACCAGGAAUUGAAUCAGCAAAUUCCUAUGUUUAAUCUUCCUUCGAAGAUCCUUUGUCGUGUUAUACAUAUAGAAUUGCUGGCUGAACAAGAAACCGAUGAAGUUUACGCGCAAAUUACUUUACAACCUGAAUUAGAUCAAAGUGAGCCCAGGAGUCCUGAUCCAAGCACUCCUGAACCUCUGCGACCCACCGUUCACUCUUUCUGCAAGAUUUUAACUGCGUCUGAUACAAGUACUCAUGGCGGCUUCUCUGUUCUUCGGAAACACGCUAACGAAUGCCUUCCUCCAUUGGACAUGAACCAGCCAACUCCAACCCAGGAAUUGACUGCAAAGGAUCUUCAUGGUUAUGAGUGGCGAUUUAAGCAUAUCUUCAGAGGUCAACCCCGCAGGCAUUUACUUACAACGGGAUGGAGUACGUUCGUCACUUCUAAGAGAUUGGUUGCAGGGGAUGCAUUUGUUUUCCUGAGGGGGGAGAAUGGAGAAUUACGUGUUGGAGUUAGACGUCUUGCUCGUCAACAAAGUACCAUGCCAUCGUCUGUGAUAUCAAGCCAAAGCAUGCACCUUGGAGUUCUUGCUACUGCAUCUCAUGCUGUAGCUACUCAGACCCUCUUUAUCGUUUUUUACAAGCCAAGGACGAGUCAGUUCAUUAUAGGCUUGAACAAGUAUUUGGAAGCUGCUAAGAAUGGGUUUUCAGUUGGUAUGAGAUUCAAGAUGCGAUUUGAGGGUGAAGAUUCCCCUGAAAGAAGGUUUACCGGUACAAUUGUUGGGGUUGGAGAUGUCUCUACCCAGUGGAAAGAUUCUAGAUGGAGAUCAUUGAAGGUUCAAUGGGAUGAACCUGCAUCUCCUAUCCAAAGACCAGAGAGGGUUUCUCCAUGGGAGAUUGAUCCUUUUGUUGCUUCUGCUCCUUCAAACCUGACUCCACUUGCAGUAAAGAACAAAAGGCCAAGACCACCAAUAGACCCCCCUGUACUUGAAACUGCUGCUAAUUCUGCAGCUUCAGUAUACUGGUAUCCUGGAUCGACCCAGUCCCAUGACCUAACACAGAUGAGUGGUGUUGAAGCCCAAAGCAACGAAAAUCAAGCUUUGUGGCAUCCAAAGCAGCAAGAAUCUAAGGGCAGCCUCAUCAAUAGCAGCAAUAGCUGUACCUCGAAGACCUGGACGGAUGGGGGGUGGCUGCAAUCUCCACAAGUGGAUGUCUCCCUGAAUCUGUUUCAGGAGUCGGCUGAAGAUCGUAAAACUGGUAUUUCAUGUUCGUUUCUCCCAGGUUUUUCUACCGUGGACGCAUCGAAGCUGAGCAACAAUUUGAUGGUUGAUCCUGUAGACAGAAGGAAGAAACCUGAGAUGGCAAGUGGUUACCGGUUGUUUGGGAUCGAUCUGGUAAAUAUACCAGAUAUCCCGGGUUCUACGGAGAAGACACCAUCAUGUCCCAUGAGUGUAUCCAGUGCAACCAUUGAUGGAUCGACCCCACUGGCUGGUUCGGGAGCUGAUUCAGACCAAAAAUCGGACCUCUCAAAGGUCUCGAAGGAACAGAAACAAUGUUUGCUACAGGUGUCACCAAAGGAGAGUCAAAGCAAGCUGAGUUUCUGUAGUUCUUCCACCAGGAGUCGUAUCAAGGUUCAAAUGCAAGGGAUUGCUGUUGGUCGGGCUGUUGACUUGACUGCGUUGGAAGGGUACGAUCAACUUAUAUUUGAACUGGAGGAUAUGUUUGAGAUUGAAGGAGAGCUUCGUGACCGGGACAAAUGGCAACUUGUGUUCACUGAUGAUGAAGGAGACACGAUGCUUCUGGGAGAUGAUCCUUGGCAGGAGUUCGUCAAGAUGGUGAGGAAAAUCCUUAUCUGCUCAGGCCAACAAGUGAAGAAGAUGGGUACAGGAAGCAAGGGUCCAGCAUCAUCAUUAGAGGGUGAUGGGACAGUUGUAUCCAUUGAUUCAGAGUUGAAAACUGAAACAUGAGAGAGAUUGGUUUACUCUUACCUUCGUUAUAUUUUGUUAUUCCCUCCCUUUGCUUAUGCUUAAAAAAAAAAAGUGGGUACUUCACUGUAGCAACUCAGUUUUUAAGAGCUUGCUAAGUAUUAAAAACAGGAACCAUCUGGCAAAGGAGGUAGGAUUGUUGUGUAUGAAUAUGGUAGAGUUGUUUUUUGGGGUCUCAAUUGAGGGGAAAGGGGGAGAGGGAAUGUGUUUGAUCUUGUAAAUAUGUAUUACUUUGUGUUUGCGCCGGGCGCUGGACGGUUAAUGCUUUAACAAACACCCUUUGUGGUCUGUUUUUGAUUUUGAGUGCAAUUUGG